Molecule: messenger RNA, 2018 nt
Organism: Papaver somniferum (opium poppy)
Lineage: Eukaryota; Viridiplantae; Streptophyta; Magnoliopsida; Ranunculales; Papaveraceae
Product: GATA transcription factor 24-like
Exons: 12
Coding region: 410-1603 (397 amino acids)
Biological process (GO): regulation of DNA-templated transcription
Molecular function (GO): sequence-specific DNA binding; protein binding; zinc ion binding
Source: RefSeq, a predicted model, not a curated record
AUCAUCAUGAUAAUAUAUUUUUGAUCAUAUCACAACAAAACCAGACUAAGAGGACCCGCACUCAUCAACAUCAUCUUGUCACUUCACUUGUGUGCAUUUUAACAAACAGGUCCUACUUUGCAUUGCCAAAAUAAUAAAUCAGAUAAGAUUUGAACGGUUCAAAUCAAUCAGACCAUCAUAUUUCAAUACUCCUACUUGUAUACAUCCAUACUCCUGAAUGUAUAUUAUCAAAAUUUACUUCAUUGGAUUGAUCGUAUCGUACAUCUUCCUUCCCCUGGAUUCUCUGGUUUAGAAAAACAAUUUCUUAAUUAAAUUUUCUUUUCGAUUCUUCAGAUUCUCACUCUAAGAAAAUCAGGAGGGCAUAAUCCGAAAUUUAUUGCGAAUAUUUGGGGCUAGGGUUUUACUUGAAAUGGUUCCCGUGGAUCGUUAUUCUGAUGAUGAUGAUUUAGAAGAUAUGAUGCCACCAGAAAACCCUUUGCCACUUCAAGCUAGGCGGUUUGAUGAUCAUAUGAUUCCUACUGAUGAUGAAGAAGAUGAUGAUCAUCAUCAUGAUCAUGAUCAUGAUCGUCGACGUGAUGAUGAUGAAGAUGAUGAGGAUGAUUAUGAUGGAGGUGGUGGUGGAGAUGAAACCGAAGAUGAUCUUCAAGAUAUACCUGUUAAUUCAGGAGGGAAUUUUCGAAAUGCUUCCACAAGAACUCGUACUAGUGAACUGACUCUUGCGUUUGAAGGAGAAGUUUAUGUUUUUCCUUCAAUUACUUAUGAGAAGGUGCAAGCUGUUCUUUUGCUUUUAGGAGGUCGAGACAUACCUACUGCUGUGCCUGCAGUUGACGUCUCUUACCAUCAGAACGAUGGGGUAUUCAACGCUGCUAGCGAUGCUCCACGACGUUCAAACCUGUCAAAAAGAAUUGAUUCUCUCGUUAAGUUUCGCGAAAAGCGGAAAGAACGAAAUUUUGAUAAGAAAAUUCGGUACAAUGUUCCUAAAGAGGUUUCUCCGAAGAUGCACCGUAAGAAAGGCCAGUUCGCAUCCUCAAAGCAGGCAAAGCAAGGCCGUGUUAAUUCCUCUAGUCGGGAUUCAUCGCAGUUUGUUCUCCAGGGGGACAUGACUCCCCGUUCGGAAGUUGGUUCACGCAGAUGUUCUCAUUGUGGUACCAGUGAGAGUUCGACCCCAGCUAUGCGUCGUGGGCCAGCUGGUCCAAGGACUUUAUGCAAUGCAUGCGGGCUUAUGUGGGCAAACAAGGGAACUCUGCGAGAUCUCUCUAAAGGUGGAAAGACUCCGCUUUCUUUCCAAAAUGGCCAGGGGACCCGCAAGGAUACGAAAGCUUUGCCUACAGACACCAGGGAUUUAUCACCUGAUCUAGAUGAGGAGGGAACUCCUGAAGGUGUUCAUCGGGGAGCUUCUUAUGGCGACAUGGACGAGCUGGGAAGUCCGGAUGAUUUAAAGCCAUUGCGUAAGAUCAGAAAUUCUUAUGCUGAUUCUGACCAGGAGUUUUUUGAAGAUUAUACUAAGCCUUUAGCUUUUCAUAUGAAAAAAUCUUCUGCUAAACGUAAAGAGCCGUCAUUUUAUAGGCCUACUAACUCCUCGACAAGGAGAAAAAAUGGCUGAGGACUAUGCCAACAACUAGCUGGACACAGAUCUGGACUUCUUCACAAGUACAGCUAAACUAGCAAAUUGCGGAGGGUGUGAUAUUUGACUCUUAGAUGAGUCUUGGAGGUGGAUUUUGUAACAGGGUUGUGGGUGUGGUGGAUAUGAUUCCUCUUCUAGUUGUGUAUUGAUAGUUUUAGCGAUGGUUCCUGAAGGAAAGCUGUUUAUCGGUCUAUAAAUAUGAUGUGAUCCAUUUGCCAGGGAUUUUUCACUGGAUAUUGAUGUUGGUUUUGGUUAUAUUCAGUUUCUCCUCUUUUCUCAUUUCUUUUUGGUCGGGACAGACUACAGAUGUUAAACUUUAGGGAGAAAGAAUGGUAUUUUAGCUCAGUAAUAAGAAAACGAGGAAUUUUUAAUGUUUCAUGCCAUUAGCGGGCAU